AAAAAUCAGAAUCAAUAAUUGAGAAUAAGGGGCCAGGCUGUAAAUUGCAACCAAAUGUUUGCCAAAUGAAGAACGUUGACUUGAAUUCCACUACUUGUCAAACAAUAUGCUGAAAGAAGCCAUUUUUGUUAAAAGGGAAGCUAAGGAAUAGAAUCUAGCAAAGAAAGCCUAAAGCUCAGCUUCCUUAAAUUUUAGGAGAAACGGGAUCAAAAUGCCUGUGGGGGAGCUCUUUCUAUCUGCAUUCAUUCAAGUACUAUUCCAGCAAUUAGCCACAACCGCAACAAAAGCAUUAGCCCGUCGCGAAAAAGUCGAAAGCCAUUUCAAGAAGUUAAGCCAAAACCUAUCGGUUAUCCAGGCAGUGCUCGAUGACGCAGAGGAGAAGCAAUUAAUGGAGAACUCUGUAAAAGUGUGGCUCGAGAAUCUCAGAGACUUAGCCUACGAUUUGGACGACAUGUUGGAUUACAUCAUCACCCGAUCUUUAAUUCAAGAUUCCAAAGGAGUCCAGCAAAAUAGAACCAGCAGGGUGUGGAAAUUCAUCCCUACUUGCAGCGGUUACACGCCCGGUGCACUCGUGUCGAACUAUAAAAUGAUGUCCAAGAUUAAAGAACUCACGAGCCGAUUGGAAAAUGUGGCGAAGCAAAGAAUCGAUUUAAAAUUGAGGGAGAAUUUGGGGGGUUUCGACCGUCGUUUGGUGAUCAGGUCUCCGAGCACUUCUUUGGUCAACGAGUCUCAUGUGUAUGGAAGAGACGAAGACAAAGAAGCCAUAACCGAGAUGCUGCUCGGUGACGUGGCACCCAAUGAGGACGUUUCGGUGAUUCCGAUAGUUGGAAUGGGCGGUAUCGGAAAAACGACUCUAGCACAGCUUGUGUACAACGAUAAAAACGUGAGGAAGAACUUCCACGUGUGGGCGUGGGUGUGUGUUUCCGAAGAGUUCGACGUGGUUUCCGUCACGAAAACAAUUUACGAGGCGGUGACAGGUGUCAGUGGAAAGUCGAAAGACUUGGACAAUCUUCAAGUGAGCCUAAAGGAGAAGUUGGCAAAGAACAAGUUCCUUAUUGUAUUGGACGAUGUUUGGAACGAGAAUUACGGAAAGUGGUACGAUUUAUGUCGGCCUUUUCAAUUUGGGUUGACCGGGAGCAGAAUUAUUGUCACGACUCGUAACGAAAGCGUAGCAUCUGUGGUGGGGUCCCCUCUUAUAGCCUACCAUAUGAAAUUGUUGACCGACGACGAUUGUUUAUCUUUAUUGGCUCAACACGCUCGAAGAUCAUUCGAAGAGAAUACGGAGUUGAAAGAAGUCGGCUUGGGUUUGGUGAAGAAGUGCAAAGGCUUGCCUUUGGCUGCUAAAACACUCGGUGGACUUUUACGCUCGAAAGAAACUAAAAACGAAUGGGAAAAUGUGCUAAACAGCAAAAUAUGGGAUUUACCGGAGGAAAACGAUAUUCUUCCCGUUUUACGAUUAAGCUACCACCAUCUUCCGUCACAUUUGAAGCAUUUGUUUGCUUAUUGCUCCAUUUUUCCGAAAGAUUACGAGUUUGACAAAAACGAGCUGAUUCUUUUAUGGAUGGGCGAGGGUUUUCUCGAGCAGCCAAACACGAGGAAAAGAAAGGAGGAGUUAGGUCUCGAGUAUUUCAACGAGCUCUUAUCGAGAUCGUUUUUCCAACGAUUAAGUGGGAGCGAUUCCGGUUUUGUUAUGCACGAUCUUAUGAACGACUUGGCUCAGUUUGUUGCGGGUGGAACUUGCUACCGGCUGGACGAAAAAUUGGAUACUACUCAAGAGUACCAAAUACCCGAAAAGGCGCGUCACGGCUCUUUUCUUCGCCACGAAUACGAAGUUUUCAGAAAGUUUAAGGCCUUCUAUAGAGUACGAGGUUUGAGAACUUUCUUACCGAUGCCUGUCGAAAAUUCGCUUGUCUGGCCGCCUUUUUACUUAUCGAACAAGAUUCUAGUUGAGCUUGUACCUGAAUUGCAGAGCUUACGAGUGCUGUCUGUGAGCGGAUAUUCAAUUACGGAGCUGCCUAGUUCGAUAUGCAACUUGAUACAUUUACGGUACCUUAAUGUGUCAGGUACUUCGAUAGUUACGUUGCCCGAUUCUUUGGGCGAUCUUUUCCAAUUGCAAACUCUCUCAUUACACAACUGCCGUUUCAUAUGCAAGUUGCCUCCGACAAUAGGGAAUCUUUCGAACUUGCGGCAUCUGGAUAACUCCAACACCGAUCAAUUGAAAGAUAUGCCAGUCGAAGUCGGUAAUUUGAAAAACCUGCAGACGUUGCCGAAGGUUGUUUUGAGCAAAGACGGUGGAUUGGGAUUGAGACAGUUGCGCGAUCUGAAACUCUUGCGGGGCCCGCUCGCCAUUUUAGAGCUGCAAAACGUGACGGAUAUCGAGGAUGUGAAAGAGGCGAGUUUGAGCAGUAAACAAGAACUCGAUGAAUUACAGCUUGCAUGGGGAAGUGACAUCGGUAAUAAUAAUAAUAGAAUUUCGGAAAAAGAUGUGAUGGAGCAUUUGCAGCCUCACGAAGAUUUGAGAAGCCUCAAGAUUGAAUUUUAUCGAGGAUUGGAUUUUCCGAGCUGGAUUGGGGACCCUGGUUUUCGAAAAUUAUCGAGUAUAAGCAUAAGCAACUGUUCCGAAUGCACAUCUUUACCACCGUUAGGACAGCUUCCCGAGCUUAAAGAGCUCCGUGCAAUAAAUAUGCCGAAAGUCAAACGAAUCGGUAACGAGUUUUACGGGAGCAGCGUUUUAGUCCCGUUUCCAAAACUGGAAACUCUGAGAUUCGAUAACAUGCCGCAAUGGGAGAAAUGGACAUCUUUUGGUGAUUCCAUCCAAAUAAAAUUCCCCCAUCUUAAUCAGCUUUCUAUUUUCAAAUGCGGAAAACUAACCGACGUAUCUCCUUUGUGCUUUCCCGUUCUUCGUCAGUUGGAUCUCGAGGAGUGCAAUAAAGUUUUAUUGGAAAGUUUUUCGACUCUCGAUUCCGUAAAUUACUUGAAGAUCGAGGGCAUUACGGGAAUUUCUCGUCUGCCGGAGAAACUCACGCAGUCCUUAACAGCACUCGAAGUUUUGGAGUGCUGCACCUGCAAAGAGCUGACAUCGCUGUGGGCCCCGCUCGAACAUCUCCCAAACCUAAGGCGCCUCGUAAUUGCAGACUGCUCUCGGCUCGUCUCUUUUGGGCAAGGAGAGAAGCAGCUCCCUUGCAACCUCGAAGUUCUCGAAUUAUUUCGGUGCCCAAAUUUUCUUUACCUACCAGACGACUUGAGCAAUCUAAAAUCUCUACGUGAGCUGAUUAUCAAGAAUUGUGUUAAAUUCAUUGGAUUUCCGUAUAACGGUAUUCCGUCGACACUCAAACGCCUCGAAAUACUCAGCUGCAAUUCACUCGAGUCUUUGCCGAAUGACAUUUCCGCCCUCGAAAGACUCGAGAUUAAAGAAUGCUCAUAUCUGAAGAGAUUGUCGAACGGUAAUAAUUUCCCGACCGCCCUCAAGAAAUUCGCGGUCAAGAACUGCAAACGGUUAGAGGCCGUAUCGGAAAGUACGAAUGUACCCCGUGACAACAGCAGCAUGUUGUUGGAAGAUCUUAGUCUAUGCAAUUGGCAGAGAUUGAGUAGCUUACUCCACCAAUUGGACGGGUUUUCGCACCUAGUCGAACUCAAUCUAUCGAGUUGCUCGGGUUUACGGCAUUUCCCCGAACAAGGAUUGCCUCCGAGCCUAAGAGCACUCUCGAUCGAAGAUUGCGCGAAUUUAAAGUCGUUGCCAUCAAAGAUACAAACCAUGAGAUCGCUCGUUUCGCUGGAAUUACGAAGCUGCCCCAGAUUAGAUAAUUUCCCGGAAUUCGAUUUGCCGCCGAAUUUGUCGUCGCUAAGGAUAUGGGAUUCGAAGAGGUUGAAGCCGUUGAACAGGUGGGGCCUACACAGGCUGUCUUCUCUGAGGGAGUUUUCGAUAUGCGGUGGGUAUAAAGAGAUUGAGGUGCUUUGUGGUAAUGACAACGAUGAUGACUGUAUAUUUCCGGGUUCGUUGAUAAAAUUCUCGAUAGCUCGAUUUCCGAAAUUGGGUACGCUUUGUAAGGUUUUGGAGAAUCUUGAUUUGCUGAGGCAUUUGUCGAUUAUGAACUGCGCGAAGCUUAGUGUGCUGCCUAGUGAAAGGGUGCUGGAAAAGCUGUGGCAUUUGGAGAUAAGUGAGUGCCCGAUUUUGACGGAGCAGUGUGCGAGAGGGAAAGGGGAGUAUUGGGGGAAGAUAGCUGGGAUUCCUUGUGUCGAGAUUGAUGGUACUUAUGUUUAUAAACAAGGUGCUGUUUGAGUUGUUCUUUCUGAAGAAUUUCUAACUUGCUUUAUGUACAUUUGUUUCUUGUUUCUUAGUGUUUUGUGUAAGAAGAGUGUGUUCUUUUGUUUGGGCGGGAUAUUUCGAAUUUGUAGACGGAAAAUUCAAAUUGAAAAUAGACAACUUAGACUGAUGUAUUUUUGAUUGCAUCUAUUCAUGUACUGUUAAGAGCAGACACUACCUCGGCUGAAGUAGAAUCGAGGAGAGAUGAGCACCAAAUAGAGAACCAUCCUAGACAACUUCCAUCAGCCGACCUAGGCAACUUCCAUCAGCCGACCUCGCCAAACCACCCGAACCGCAGCCAUGGUCAGCCGAAGUUAGAGAAGCAUCAAAAUUAAUUAUAACUUCAUCUCUUGGAGGGGCCACCCAGCUGGAAUUCAAUGUUCUCGUAGAAAGACGAAGCUUAUGGUGGUUGUAAUUAUUCAAACAUGAGGAUUUUUUUUUAAUUUGGCCUUACCUUAAAGGGUGGUUGUAAUUUAUCCUAAUACGAAAGAAAAUCAGACUUUAAGCAAAAUGUGAAUAUAUAUAAAAUAGUUUGGUUU
This is a messenger RNA of Erythranthe guttata (spotted monkey flower), 4842 nucleotides long. RefSeq names its product NB-ARC domain-containing disease resistance protein. Gene Ontology annotation, molecular function: ADP binding. NCBI's taxonomy places the organism in Eukaryota, Viridiplantae, Streptophyta, Magnoliopsida, Lamiales, Phrymaceae. The record is from RefSeq and is a predicted model, not a curated record.